Cynocephalus volans (Philippine flying lemur) is the source of this 5871-nucleotide messenger RNA. RefSeq names its product exocyst complex component 6B (gene EXOC6B). The record is from RefSeq and is a predicted model, not a curated record. The transcript has 22 exons. Bases 113 to 2548 code for a protein of 811 amino acids. Lineage: Eukaryota; Metazoa; Chordata; Mammalia; Dermoptera; Cynocephalidae. Gene Ontology annotation, cellular component: exocyst; membrane. Gene Ontology annotation, biological process: intracellular protein transport; Golgi to plasma membrane transport; exocytosis.
UCUUGCGGUUAGCUGGAGGCUGGGACGACUGUGGAACCUGCGGUGAGAGUGUGAGGGAGCGAAAGGUGAGACAAGCUGAAGGAGAGGACACACUGCAGGGCGCCCCCAGUCUAUGGAGAGGGGUAAAAUGGCGGAGGCGGAGAGCCUGGAGACAGCGGCAGAGCACGAGCGGAUCCUACGAGAGAUCGAGAGCACCGACACGGCCUGCAUCGGGCCCACGCUCAGGUCUGUUUAUGAUGGGGAGGAACAUGGACGAUUCAUGGAGAAGCUUGAAACUCGCAUCCGCAAUCAUGACCGAGAAAUAGAAAAAAUGUGCAACUUUCAUUACCAGGGCUUUGUGGAUUCUAUAACUGAACUGCUGAAAGUGAGAGGAGAAGCCCAGAAACUCAAAAAUCAAGUGACGGAUACUAAUAGAAAACUACAACAUGAGGGAAAGGAACUGGUAAUAGCAAUGGAAGAGCUGAAGCAGUGUCGACUACAACAGAGAAAUAUUUCUGCUACUGUUGAUAAAUUAAUGCUGUGUCUUCCAGUCUUAGAGAUGUACAGCAAACUGAGGGAUCAGAUGAAAACUAAAAGGCAUUAUCCUGCACUGAAAACGCUGGAACAUCUAGAACAUACCUAUCUGCCUCAAGUGAGCCACUAUCGAUUCUGCAAGGUGAUGGUGGACAACAUCCCCAAGCUUCGAGAAGAAAUUAAAGAUGUUUCUAUGUCUGAUCUCAAAGACUUUCUGGAGAGCAUCCGCAAACAUUCAGACAAAAUUGGAGAGACUGCCAUGAAGCAAGCCCAACAACAAAGAAACAUGGAUAACAUCGUCUUGCAACAACCCAGAAUAGGUAGCAAGAGAAAAUCUAAGAAAGAUGCAUAUACAAUCUUUGAUGCAGAGAUAGAAAGCACCAGCCCAAAGUCUGAACAGGAUUCAGGAAUUCUGGAUGUUGAAGAUGAGGAAGAUGAUGAAGAGGUACCUGGGGCCCAAGAGUUAGUGGAUUUCUCUCCUGUUUAUCGAUGUCUACACAUAUAUUCCGUGCUGGGUGCCCGAGAAACGUUUGAGAACUACUACCGAAAACAGAGGCGAAAACAGGCCCGUUUGGUGCUCCAGCCUCCAUCUAACAUGCAUGAAACUUUAGAUGGCUACAGGAAGUAUUUUAAUCAAAUUGUAGGCUUUUUUGUGGUUGAAGAUCACAUUUUACACACAACCCAGGGCUUAGUAAAUAGAGCCUACAUUGAUGAACUGUGGGAAAUGGCACUUUCAAAAACCAUCGCAGCACUCCGUACCCACUCGUCUUACUGCACUGAUCCAAACCUAGUGUUAGAUUUGAAGAAUCUCAUUGUGCUUUUUGCUGAUACACUUCAGGUGUAUGGUUUUCCUGUAAAUCAGCUUUUUGACAUGCUGUUAGAAAUCAGAGACCAGUAUAGCGAAACUCUGCUAAAAAAGUGGGCAAGUAUUUUCAGAAACAUACUUGAUUUGGACAACUACAGUCCCAUACCAGUAACAAGUGAAGAGAUGUAUAAAAAGGUAGUAGGACAAUUCCCAUUCCAAGAUAUAGAGCUGGAAAAGCAACCAUUUCCAAAAAAGUUUCCUUUCUCUGAAUUUGUGCCAAAAGUAUAUAACCAAAUUAAGGAAUUUAUCUACGCUUGUCUGAAGUUUUCAGAAGAUCUUCAUCUAAGCUCUACUGAAGUUGAUGACAUGAUUCGUAAAUCUACAAACCUGUUGCUAACCAGGACUCUGAGCAACUCUCUGCAGAAUGUCAUUAAAAGGAAAAAUAUUGGGCUUACUGAGCUUGUCCAGAUUAUUAUCAAUACAACACACUUGGAGAAAUCCUGUAAGUACUUGGAAGAAUUCAUCACCAAUAUCACCAAUGUGCUUCCAGAGACAGUGCAUACCACCAAGCUCUAUGGCACCACAACUUUUAAGGAUGCUAGGCAUGCAGCUGAAGAAGAGAUUUAUACCAACUUAAACCAGAAGAUUGACCAGUUUCUACAGCUGGCAGACUAUGACUGGACGACAGGAGAUUUGGACAACAAAGCUAGUGAUUACCUAGUAGACCUCAUUGCCUUUCUGCGUAGCACCUUUGCUGUAUUCACACACCUUCCUGGAAAGGUGGCCCAGACAGCGUGUAUGUCAGCUUGCAAGCACUUAGCCACAUCCUUGAUGCAACUUUUGCUGGAAGCUGAAGUAAGGCAGCUCACCUUGGGAGCUUUACAGCAGUUCAACUUGGAUGUCAGAGAAUGUGAACAGUUUGCCAGAUCCGGCCCGGUGCCUGGGUUCCAGGAGGACACGCUGCAGUUGGCCUUCAUCGACUUGAGACAACUUUUGGAUCUCUUCAUCCAGUGGGAUUGGUCAACCUACCUGGCUGAUUAUGGUCAGCCCAACUGCAAGUAUCUCCGGGUAAACCCAAUGACAGCUCUGACCCUGCUUGAAAAGAUGAAGGAUACUAGCCGCAAGAACAACAUGUUUGCACAGUUUCGGAAAAAUGAACGAGACAAGCAGAAAUUGAUUGACACUGUGGCCAAGCAGCUCCGAGGACUCAUCAGCAGCCACCACUCAUGAAGGCUGGUCCUGGGCCUACAUAGUCUGGGAUCCAGCCCUGGCUGGCCUAGCAUUUGUGCAUUCUUCUUCAAAAAGAAAAUAUGUAUUUUUUUAUUAACCCCUGUACAGUAUUCAUAUUACCUUUCCCUGUAGUAAAAGAGUCACAAAAAUAAGCAAGUACAUGAGAUGUUGCUAGGCUGGGACUCAGAGGAAGUUAUUACUACUCUAUCCGUAUUAUCCUAGAGAUAGUGGUAUCAUCAAUCCCAGUGUGAUGAGCCACCUUUCACCCAUGGUUCUAGAGCUUAGGUCUGGAGCUUAAGAACUACAUAAACAAAGUGGGUGCUUGGUGCUAGAAGGUAAGGUGAGUAAGUCAAAGGAUAAUAAGAUAUAUCCUGUUCACUCUUGGGUGUCCCGUUCACCACAUAGAUGAGGCUGAUUCUUAUUGACACAAGGAAAGGGCCUGGAAAACAUUACUAUUUAGUACACUAAAGGCCAGCACACAGUUCUGGAUGUUCAUUGUCCAGUUCGUUGUCCGCUGACUUUCAUUGGCUGGUGAACAAGGGUAACACGGGGCAAGAUGACAGCUUCACUCCAGUCCCCUAACAAUGGCAGUUUCUUUAGCCAAGAUCUUGCUCAAGGCUAUUAAUUGCUAAUUUUUCUGGGGUGGGAUAGAGCUGAAUAGGCAGCAGUAAUAAUUGGACUCACAUGAUUAACUGCAGGUUGCCCCCACACUAGGGUUGUUGGGUCUCAGCCUCAGGAGUUUUUGUGCAUCUUGAAAUCCAGUUUGAAUGGAAUCAGAGCUCCAGUCCCUUCCCCAUUCCUCUCAUUUCCUUCUUUCACAGUCAGAGCACUUGGUUCAGGGAAUAAGUCAACAGUUAUUUCCAUAGUUCCUCACAGAGAGUCUCAGACUUGGCCUCCUCCAGCAAUGUCAUUGGGAUAGGUCAGAUCUCACAAGCCUGAAAAUAGCCCUUACUUUACCCUUAGGAAAAAACUUGAGGAUUACCAGAUUCCUUCAUAUUUUAAAACCAGCUUUCUAGCCACCAUCUUUAAAGGAAUUGUCACCAGCUCUGCACUGAGGGGGCAGCCACAGCUGGACUGGAUUCCUCUAAGGAUGGAGUCAAUGUCACCAUGAAGUAGAAAAGGCCAACCAUGGCUAGUGGCUUGUUGCCUCUGGUCCAACUGUCCCUCACUACUUUAUAUUCUGAUUAUGAAGCUCUUUUUGCUCAAGUCCAAGGCAUUCAUCUUCUUUCAAGAUCCCAAAAGCCUUCUUUUGGCCUCAUCUGAGAAAAAUUGCCUAUAAUACUAUCCCUAAAACUUUGGAGCCUAGACCAGCUUCUCUUAGAAGCUGUGUCCAUUGUCCGAGAUAGACUCCUAAGACUUAAUAGGACUUUGCUAUGUGGCCCGUCAAAGGAACCUGCACUUUAAGACCUUCAGGAAGAUGCUCUUAUGGCUUCUGGCAAGAGUAUAAUUGUACAUCACCAAGCAAUGACAAAUAAGCUACACAGGAAUUUCCAGCUUGGAUUAGUGGGAGGAGAGACUCAUCAAAUAGAAUUCUUCACUACCUUUGUGAGCUACUGAGUUGCUUCUGGGGAGGACAGUGCUUCCUUUUUUGUUCCCUAACCCCUACCCUCACCACAUCCUAUCACAUCUUGAAAACCAUGUGGAAGAGAAUAUGCACACAGAUAUACAACCUUUCUCAGAGCUGGAGAGACCAGGCUACAUGUGAGAUCUGCAGAAACCUGUUGAGGCUCAUCCUGAGGGCUAGACAGUUGACCCAGGGUUUUAGGAUGAGGUUCAGAGGUAAGAACUGCCACAUGGAACUUAAUAAUAAGCCAAAGGAAGGCAGGGACCUGUGGAAAUUAGAUCCAAGAUGGCAUCUCCAAGCCUUGGAGUAUGUUGAAAAGAGUGAGAAAUGUUUCUACUAAUAUGAAGUCCUGUUGCUUGAGAAGGACCCAAAACCCAUCUAUCACUAGGACCCAGUUUGCAGCAAGAUCUCUUCAGCUUUGAGUGGUGAGGCUCUGAAGUGGGAAUGGAGAGAAGCUUAAGCAUAUCACAGUGUUUGUCUUUUUAGAAAGUCACCAUUGCUGAUCUGCUCUCAAACCUCUACCCUGGACGAACUGUGCUGUGGUGGAAUAGGGAUUACCCUGCACCUUCAAUACAGAAAUCUUGCUAAAGAAAAAGCUUAUUCAAGCUCAGAACUCAAAGGAUGGACCCUCUGGUGUACCUCCUCUUCCCUCGGCCUGCCUUCACUCUUCUAUAACAAAAAACAGCAUACUCCUACUGAGUUGUAUGUAGAGACAUAUGCUUAGUGGGCCAGGGAAGGUAAAAAUGGACCAGCAAUGUCAAAGUUUUUUGAAUUGGUGAAGUGGGAUGUUCUCAGUUUUGUUAUAUGCUUGUAGCUGGGUCAGUCCUUGAGAGCAUUUGUGCCCACACCCCCAGAUUCCUUCGAUAUGGCAUCAAAUACCUAGAGACAUAGAAGUGCCCCGGAGAGACUCAAUAAAAGGGCAAGAACAUAGGUAGCUGGAAGCUUGACUACCUUCUGGUCAGUAUGAACCUUUGGCCAAGUUCUUAGGGAAACCAGGUUUAUGUUCUUGAAGGGACAGUCUGGUUUGGGACCCUAGUGGGUUUCAGUAGUAUAAGGCAGCUUGCAUAGUUUACCAUUCAUAUGAAAAUCUCUUUUAGCAACCAAUAAAUGAAGCUGUUGGCGGUGGGGAAGAACAAGAACUGGAAACUGGAAUCAGCAGGAAGUCCCUGUCGGCAAAGGGAAUACACAGCUUCUGGGAAGAGUUCUGCAGUGUUUUUAUUGCAUACCAGGCCUAACAGUCUCCCAGUCCUCAAAGUCAGCCUAGCUUCACUGCACACUUGACAAGUGCUUGCUCAGCAGGUCCCAGAACCCAGGGUCCUUCAUCCCCCUAGAUUAGCAUCGGCCAUGACUUUCCUCAUCAGGCCUCUGAGCACACUCCCUGGGGCCUGCUGCAGAAAUCUCCCUGCCUUAGCCUCCCUUUCCCCAGGACUCUUCUCCUGAACCCUUUAAUUGCCUCUUUUUUUUUUUUUGUUUUUGUUUUUUUGUUCUGUUUUGCCUGCAUUUGCAAUUACUUUUCACUAAUAUGUUGGAAAUGGCCUUUUUAUUUUGCACAAAUCAUUGCACAUUUAUGAAGAAAAUUUAGUAAAGUCCGUUUUUAACUCUAAAGGGAACUUUUUUCUCUAAAACUGACUAGUAAAGCUACUGAUACAGAUGGGCCGUAUGGUUAGGGAAAAGCUCCUCUGUGGAAAGAGCAUGUUUACUCAUCUUGUACAUUUUCCUCUUUUAACUGCUAUUAAAAAAGAGAACCUACGUACCUGUU